AUGGAAAAACUAAAGGCAACACGCACCAAGUUAAAGUCUAGCCUCACGCGGCUGCUGACACUUUCGGAGAAUCCGCCUGAGAACUGCACAGCGGAUGUGGUGGAUACUAUGAUGACCAGACUCGACAUCGUGUGGAAGGAGUUUGAUCGGUCCACUGAUGAUAUGUUUGAAUUUCAAGAAUCGCAAGGGGUGAAUCUGGAUAAAGCUCAGAAGUUUCAAUAUCUCAAGUCUUUACUCUGUGAUGAGGCUGCAAGUUUAAUAAAUCAUUUGCCGUUAACAGGAGCGGCGUACGAGACGGCUUGGGCAGGCCUAAUGGAACGUUAUGAUCGACCUCGUCAUGUCGUUAACUCGCUUUUGGAUAAUUUUAGACGUCUACCAUCAACAAGGGUGACAGAUGUAUCCGAUGGGGCGAGUAAAGUUGUACGUGGCCUAGAUGCACUUGGCCAAACUAAUCGCGACUGCUGGGUGAUCUAUUUUCUGCUGGAUAAAAUUGAUGCAGAGUCUCAAUGCAAAUGGGUGUCCUACAGCCAACGUCGACUUCAGAAAAAUAAAAGGUUAAAGGAAGAGUACACCAAGUUCAUGCGCGAAUACAUCGCUUUGGGACACAUGCGCAUCCUUGAUGAGUCAGAGAAGACGAGUGCACCUAAAGAACACAUGUUCUACAUGCCUCACCAUCCGGUUAUUGCUGCCAAGAUUCUAUUCGAAGAUUUCUAUGUGGACGAUGUCCUGACCGGAGCAAACACGGAAGAUCAACUUAUACGUAACAAGGAUGAACUUAUUCAACUAUUAGGUCGCGCACAGCUGGAGCUUGGGAAAUGGGUAUCCAAUACCCACGGAAUCGGCCCUUUAGAAGAAGCAGCAGCGACAAGUGUGACUGGAGAUGCCUCCUCCGUCAAGGUAUUAGGAAUACAUUGGGAACCAAAGUCUGAGAUCUUCACAUAUGGUAUAAGGUUGAGCGAGUGCACAGAAAGUUUAAAAAGACAAGUAUUAUCAGACGUAUCACGCAUAUUUGACCCGCUUGGUCUACUGGCGCCGGUCAUUGUUCAAUUCAAGAUCCUUUUCCAAGAGCUCUGGCUUCUUAAUCUAGAUUGGGAUUCACCGCUUCCAACUAAGCUGGCAGACCGAUGGCGUAAGUAUCGCGAAGACAUUAACAACAUAAGGCAGUUAAAGAUACGGCGUCAUAUUGGGUAUGUCGGCAAACGAAUAGAGUUACACGCCUUCUCAGACGCCUCAAUAAAGGCAUACGCAGCAGUCGUAUACUCUCGGAUCGUGAACCAGGAUGGCAGCAUAGAGGUUUCACUGAUUGCGGCGAAAACACGGGUCGCUCCACUUAAGCAGCAAUCGCUCCCUCGUUUGGAAUUAUGUGGCGCACUUCUGCUGAGACGGCUGAUCGCAUCAAUUAAAUUAGUUUGGAAGGAUCUAGAAAGCACCGUAUAUGCUUGGUGUGAUUCGACAAUUGUGUUGGCAUGGCUGAAUCACUUGCCAGCUAGUUUAAAGACGUUCAUUGGCAAUCGUACUGCCGAAAUAUUGGAAGUAAUACCAAGGGACUCGUGGCGCCAUGUUAAUACCAAGCAGAACCCCGCAGACUGCGCUUCUAGAGGAAUGCUGGCUGAGGACUUACUCCCGUUUACUCUCUGGUGGAAGGGUCCCGACUGGCUGGCUGAGACACAUCUUAACUUAGGUAACGAAGAUAAUAUACAAAUCUCUAACUUAAUUUCAGAUGACGAGUACCGAAAAGAGUUGAAGGCUACAGUAUUAGUUACUCUCGCGGAAACCAUGAAAGAGUCAUCUCCCCUCGAAGAACUCAUUGGUCGUGUUUCUUCCUGGCCGAGACUUGUGCGCAUUGUGGCAUACAUUUUACGAUUCAUCCGCCACAUGAAAAACCCCCAAGAAAAGUCAGACUCUUUCGCCGUAACCUAUGACGAGUACAAGGCAGCCAGGAACCUAUGUUUGCAGCAAGCUCAAGAUGAAUGGCAUAAAGAACGAAAAGCGCUACGAAAUGAAGGAUGCGUACCAAAAGGCUCUAAGCUGUGUACCCUGACGCCGAUUCUAGAUGACAGUGGGCUUCUACGUGUAGGAGGUCGCCUCAAUAAUUCAGAGUUAUCAUAUUCAGCCAAGCAUCCGCUCAUCUUGCCGAGGAAGCAUCGCAUAUCUCACCUAAUUUUGGAACACGAGAAUCAACAUAAUCUACACCCAGGAGUUUCGGCCCUCUUUGUCAUCGUUCGUCAACGUUUCUGGAUAAUGGGAGACAGAAAUCUGAUUCGUAAAGUUACUCACAACUGUAUAAAGUGCUUCAGACAGCGAGCACAUACCAGCUACCAACUAAUGGCCGCACUACCGGCAGUUAUGGGCCCAGCACACUUCCACUGCGCCAAUAAUUCGAUGGAUUCAGAAUAG
Molecule: messenger RNA, 2397 nt
Organism: Drosophila willistoni
Lineage: Eukaryota; Metazoa; Arthropoda; Insecta; Diptera; Drosophilidae
Exons: 5
Coding region: 1-2397 (798 amino acids)
Source: RefSeq, a predicted model, not a curated record